This is a messenger RNA of Antrostomus carolinensis (chuck-will's-widow), 960 nucleotides long. It is a transcript of the gene SLC25A19, whose product is annotated as solute carrier family 25 member 19. Bases 1 to 960 code for a protein of 319 amino acids. Gene Ontology annotation, biological process: transmembrane transport. The transcript has 6 exons. The record is from RefSeq and is a predicted model, not a curated record. Lineage: Eukaryota; Metazoa; Chordata; Aves; Caprimulgiformes; Caprimulgidae.
AUGGUGGGCUAUGACCCUGAGGCCAAGUGCGUCUCCACGGUGGAAGCAGCUGUAGCAGGAUCGGCAUCCGGCUUGGUCACUCGGGUCCUUAUCAGCCCCUUGGAUGUCAUCAAGAUUCGCUUUCAGCUUCAGAUCGAGCAGCUCUCCCCCAGAAACCCAGGGGCUAAAUAUCACGGUAUCUUGCAAGCUGUACAUCGCAUCUUCCAGGAAGAGGGGUUGGUAGCCUUCUGGAAGGGCCAUGUUCCUGCUCAGUUCCUUUCAGUUGGCUACGGAGCUGUUCAGUUCAUGGCGUUUGAAAGCUUGACAAAACUGGUGCACAACAUCACCUCGUACGACGCCCGCGAUUCCUUUGUGCACUUCGUCUGCGGCGGACUGGCUGCUUGCCCGGCCACUGUGGCAGUUCAGCCUGUUGACACGCUACGCACCCGCUUUGCUGCUCAGGGAGAGCCCAAGAUCUAUCGCAGCCUUCGCCACGCGGUGGUGACGAUGUACCAGACAGAAGGGCCUCGGACUUUCUAUAGAGGUUUGACCCCCACAAUCGUUGCUGUCUUUCCAUAUGCUGGUCUCCAGUUCUCCUUCUACAACAUCCUGCAACAGUUCUCUGAAUGGGUGAUUCCAGCUGAAGGAAAGAAAGGAGGCAAUGUUAAAAACCUUGUUUGUGGCAGCUGUGCUGGAAUCAUCAGCAAAACCCUCACUUACCCUUUUGACCUGUUCAAAAAACGUCUGCAAGUGGGUGGCUUUGAGCAGGCUCGGGCAGCCUUUGGACAGGUACGGAUCUACAGGGGUCUCCUGGACUGCAUAAGGCAGAUCAUACGAGAGGAGGGCCCAGGUGGAUUCUUUAAGGGCCUUUCUCCCAGCUUGCUGAAGGCUGCUGUCUCUACUGGCCUUGUCUUCUUUUGGUAUGAGCUGUUUUGCAGCCUCCUCUGUGCCCUGAAACACACCGAUAGCACUAAGAGGUAG